Messenger RNA from Coregonus sp. 'balchen', 7732 nucleotides. The record is from the annotation of a GenBank genome assembly. NCBI's taxonomy places the organism in Eukaryota, Metazoa, Chordata, Actinopteri, Salmoniformes, Salmonidae.
UUUAAAUGUAUUUGGCUAAGGUAUAUGUAAACUUCCGACUUCAACUGUAUGUAGCUCCAGGGGUCCUGCUGUCUGGACCUAUGAAUGUGAGGGUGGAUUACGACCUAAAAGACCAGAGGAUCUCUGUAACGUGGGAAGAUGACCCUUCUUCCUCCAGAGUAGCGGACAAACUGAUUUAUGAUGUGGAGGUUCUCAUAACACACAAUAUGAAAGAAGUACACAAUGUGAGUGUUUGUUAUAUCAAGGAAUAAUAUGCACAUUACAACAAUGGACCUUCUUAUUACAACUGGAUGCUAUUGCAAGGUUAUUAUAUAGUAGUAAGUAUAGUACCAGUGACUGGUUGUGGGUGUGGGUGUCCUCAGGAAGCUGUGGAUGUCACACCAGACCAGGUUGGCAGUAAACAUCACUCUAAUUGGACCUCUGCUUUACCCCUAGAGUGCACCGCCCACUCAGUCAGGCUCCGCUCCUGAUACCAGAACUACACCAGUCAAUGGAGCCCCUACAGAACAUCACUGGUUAGUGUUUGUAUUUCACGUCACACACACACACACACGCACACAGACACGCACACAGACACGCACACAGACACACACACAGACACACAAUGUUGGUCAUUCAAAUCAGUAACCUUAUUAUUUUCUACAGGGAUAGCCUCAUCAUCACAUCCACAGGUUUACCCAAAGAGCAGAGUGGUUCAAGUCGAUAGCAACUUCACCUUCUGCUGUAUUCUUGGGACAGAGACUUGAAUACAUGAAAUACAACAGCAUUGUAAUGAACACCACUCACAUCAGUGACCAGAGCUAUGCCAUGGUUGUGCACAUGAAGUCUCCCUCUCCACCCAGUUGCUUCAAUGUCUACUGUAAUUCAAUUAUGUAUGGCACCUGUGUUCACGUGGGAUGUAAGUAUUAACUGCUUGUAAGCCACCCUCUUACCAAUCUAAGAUAAUCUAACAGCUGAACAACUCUCUAGUCCCUUGCGUUACUGUGCAGUUAACUUCAUCAUUUGAGUGUAAUCAUCAAGGAAAUGACACGUGUUUAAAACUAGAGAUCUAUAAUUAAAUUCACUUCACAAUUGAAUUAUAGGAUCUAUAUGGCUGCAUUCACACAGGCAGCCCAAUUCUGACUUUUUGCCCAAUUAUUACUAUUAUUAAUAUUAUAUAUCUGAUUGUGAAAGAAAUAUCUGAAUUGGGCUGCAUGUGUAAACGCAGCCUUUGUGUUCAAACCUCAUCCUCUCUGCAGACCCCCCUGGUGACAGGAACCUUGUAUGUGAGACCCGGGACCUGGAGUCAGUGGAGUGUCACUGGGACACAGGAAGGGCAACCAAUCUGACUAAACAGAGGAAGACUUGUUAUCACCUGAAUGGAAGGUACAGGACAGUACAGUACUGUAACAGAUACAAUCAUUUAUUCACCAACGUUUUGACAGCAAGCUGUCUUCAUUAGGGUACAGCACUACCCAGGCCAUGCUAUCAUUGAUAUCUGUCACGACUUCCGCCAAGGCUGCCUCCCCUCCUUGUUCGGGCAGGCUUCAGCGCUCGUCGUCACCGGCUUACUAACCACUGCCGCUCCUAUAUUCAUCAUUCCAUAUGUCUUGUCUUGUCAUUACACACACCUGGUUCUUAUCCCCUCGUUAGUCCGUGUAUAAGUGUUCCCUCUGCCCCCUUGUCCUUGUGGGUGAUUGUUUAAUUGUGAGAGCAGUGUAGUUCGGUGGAGCUACUCGUAACAUUUUGUUGCCAAGGUAGAUAUUUCCCCUCUGCCUGUUUCGUUUGUCACUAUUCCAGCGCAUUUGUGUGUAAAGACGGAAUAAACUCUGUAUUCGGUGAAUACCCUCCUGCGCUUGACUCCUUCCAUCACACUCACCACAAUAUCAUUGUGUAAUAAUCACUGGAGGUGACAUUGUAAAUGUACUUUUCAGAGCUUGUCCAAACGAUACAGUCUCAAACUGCUACCAAACACUACGUGUGGAUCAGGGGGAGAGGAAUUGGAUAUUGACUGCCAGAAACCCGCUCGGCACACUGGAGCUCAAAGACACAGCUGACCUGAAGAAAAGAGGUAGAGUAGUGUGAUAGCUACUCCUCACACACUGCAUACAAAUCUAUUCCUUACUCUCAGUCUUGAUUUACAAGGCCAUUGAAUGUUGUGUGGUUCAACAUUCCAGUGCGUUUAAUGGCUCCCAUGGAAGUGGUAGCUUCAGAUGUGAAUGCCAGAAAUGCCUGUGUUCAGUGGGACUGGGAUAGGCAGCAGUACAAUAUAGUAUUAAUUGUUUGCCAAAUACAGCUGGACCACAGUGGACACAUACGCAUGGUGAGUUACAGUAGGACACCUACAGUAGAAUGGUUCACCCAUUCACAAAGUCUGAACAAUAGAGUUAUUAACUAGGCAUUACUAAUGCCACACCCAUUUACAUUCUAUUCACAGAGGAAAUAUUCUGGUAUAGGUCUUGCAUCAGUAGUUUCACAUGGCCUAGCACCUGCCCAGACAUACAUAGUGCAGGUGCGUUGUGGAUUAAAACAGCACUUCUGGAAAUGGGGCAACUGGAGUACCUUACAAACCAAAGAGGACAGUGAGUAUCCUAUCCCUACACAACUACAUACACACACCUUUUCAAAUAUGAGUAAAUAGGAAGACAGAUUACACACACACAGUCUGUGUAAAGAUUUCAGUGUGCAUUGUAUUUGAUCACAUAAAGUUCACAAUUUCUAUGUCAUUGUGUGUUUUUUUGUCCCAGUUCCUGAAGUGUUAGAUGUAUGGAUGCAGAUUGAGGGGAACCAAACCAUUAUAAUAUGGAAAGUAUGUUUUGAAGAUUGUGUGGACACUAUAUGUACUAUUGGUCAUGCUUCAGUACAGCACAUUAUGGAACUGGGCUGAUAAUCAAGACUUGAAUUAGACAUUGAUAAUAUCAAACCGAUUAUGAUUUUCAUUCUUCCUCUUUUAGCCACUUACAGUGAAACAGAGUCAUGGGCAGAUCAAGGACUAUGAGGUGACCUGGGGAAGGCAGAAUACCAUUGUCCAUCCACCUCAGCAUGACUUUCUCCUCAGUGAUCAAUUCACCAAUGAGGGACAAAGAGUCACAGUUACAGCCCGAAACUCUGCUGGCAGCUCCUCCCCCUCUAUCAUCACUAUUCCCAGGCUCCCUCACAGAAUGAAACGCUCCAUGAAAAUUGUUGGCCGUGAUGGUGGGUUUGACCUAUCCUGGUCUGCUAGCCCCAAUGCUAGCUGUUACUUCGUGGUGGACUGGUGUCCCACAUACAGUGAAUGCAGACUGGAGUGGAAGAAGGUACCAACUGAUAUAACCAGCGCCAGAAUCCAAUCAGGUAAGAAGGCACAUCUUUGAUUAACCUUAGUAAGGGGAUGGUGUGUUGAAAUUGCUUAAACAGCAUGUCACAAGGUAAAUGCUUUUUAUUUAUUAUUGUAAUAUCUUUGGAGUUUGGUUUGUGAAAAAUUUGUAAACCUUCUUGCCCUCGUCCCGGUUCCUCAAUCCCAGCUAGCUUUGAAGAGGGGGUGAGAUACACACUCUCCCUCUAUGCCUGUACUCCACGGGUCCCAGAGCUACUGGAGAAAUGGGACGGCUAUGUGAAAGAGUUAGGUAAGGAUCCACUCUUCUGACUUAAUAAUUCAAUCCAGAAUUCUUCAUGCACUUUCCUCUUGCUACAGUAUUUGACCCGUCCCUCUCCAUCUUUGCUCAUUAGUUCCAAAUGGACAGAUUCGGGGUUUGGCUGCAGAACAGCAUGGUUCAGACACUGUUCUGAUCUCCUGGACUGGUAUUCCCCCUGAGAAUCAGACUGCGUUAAUUUGUGGUUACAUCAUAUACUACUCUGAUAUCUCCCAUCCUUCCAGCAUGAGAGCUUUCAAUGUCACUAUAGGUAUGAUGACACACAUACCCAGAGAGAGGAUGUAUUGUAUUCAAUAGUAAAUUGAAUACAUUGAAACAUCUUGUUGCGCUUUCUUUUUAUUUUAUUUUUAUUUUUUUGUCUUCUCUGAUGGCCAGAUGAGGCUAAGGCCAAUAACCUGACAGGCCUACCUAUCAGCUCCUACAGAUUCAUAGUGAAGGCCCUCACAUCAGUAGGGGAGGGUGGAGAGUCUUCACCAGUCUUCGUCCAAAUGGUCCCACAGAGUAUGUCCUGACCUAUUCAGUUGAUGUGUAUUUGUAUUGCUGCUGCUUUGUAAAAGGCUGUAACUUUCUGACUACAUUCCACAGCUGAUCAGUUGAUCACAGUGAUCAUCAUUUCCUUGGGUUUGGCUGCCUGUCUCCUCACGCUGGUCACCAUCUUAUGCUACAAAUACUGGAAAUGGUAGGAAUACGUUUACUGUCAUGUUGUCAAAUGCUUUUGCAAAGACAGCUCCCACUCCAUUGUUGGCUAUUAUUUCCAGGACAUGUCCAUGUUACUGUUUUAUCAACUAUUUAUGUUAUUGUGUCAACAGUUUGAAAGAGAAGCUGUAUCCUAAAAUUCCAAAGCCAGUGUGGAAGUAGGAAUGGUUGACACCACUGGUAGGUCCUCAGUCCCACCCAAUCUUAUUUUUGCGUAUACAGUGCCUUUGGAAAGUACUCAGACUUUUUCCACAUUUUGUUUGCCUUAUUCUAAAAUUGAUUAAAUAAAUACAAAUCAUCAGCAAUCUACACACAAUACCCCAUAAUGACAAAGCGAAAACAGAUGUUUUGAAACUUUUGCAAAUGUAUAAAAUAAAAAAAACGGAAAUACCUUAUUUACAUAAGUAUUCAGACCCUUUGCUAUGAGACUCGAAAUUGAGCUCCAAUGCAUCCUGUUUCCAUUGAUCAUCCUUAAGAUAUUUCUACAACUUGAUUGGAGUCCACCUGUAGUAAAUUCAAUUGGCAAUAUAAGGUCCCACGGUUGACAGUGCAUGUCAGAGCAAAGACCAAGCCAUGAGGUCAAAGGAAUUGUCCGUAGAGCUCCGAGACAGGAUUGUGUCGAGGCACAGAUCUGGGGAAGGGUACCAAAAAAUGUCUGCAGCAUUGAAGGUCCCCAAGAACACAGUGGCCUCCAUCAUUCUUAAAUGGAAGAAGUUUGGAACCACCUAGACUCUUCCUAGAGCUGGCCGCCCGGCCAAACUGAGCAAUCGGGGGAGAAGGGCCUUGGUCAGGGAGGUGACCAAGAACCCGAUGAUCACUCUGACAGAGCUCUAGAGUUCCUCUGUGGAGAUGGGAGAACCUUCCAGAAGGACAACCAUCUCUGCAGCAUUCCACCAAUCAGGCCUUUAUGGUAGAGUGACCAGACGGAAGCCACUCCUCAGUAAAAGGCACAUGACAGCCCGCUUGGAGUUUGCCAAAAGGCACCUAAAGACACUCAGACCAUGAGAAACAAGAUUCUCUGGUCUGAUGAAACCAAGAUUGAACUCUUUGGCCUGAAUGCCAAGCGUCACGUCUGGAGGAAACCUGGCACCAUCCCUACGGUGAAGCAUGGUGGUGGCAGCAUCAUGCUGUGGGGAUGUUUUUCAGCUGCAGGGACUGGGUGAGUAGUCAGGAUCGAGGCAAAGAUUAACGGAGCAAAGUACAGAAAGAUCCUUCAUGAAAACCUGCUCCAGAGCGCUCAGGACCUCAGACUGGGGCGAAGGUUCACCUUCCAACAGGACAACGACCCUAAGCACACAGCCAAGGAGUGGCUUCGGGACAAGUCUCUGAAUGUCCUUGAGUGGCCCAGCCAGAGCCCAGUCUUUGGACCCGAUCGAACAUCUCUGGGGAGACCUGAAAAUAGCUGUGCAGCAACGCUCCGCAUCCAACCUGACAGAGCUUGAGAGGAUCUGCAGAGAAGAAUGGGAGAAAAUCCCCAAGUACAGGUGUGCCAAGCUUGUAGCGUCAUACCCAAGAAGACUCGAGGCUGUAAUCACUGCCAAAGGUGCUUCAACAAAGUACUGAGUAAAGGGUCUGAAUACUUAUGUGAUAUUUCCAUUUUUUUAAUUUUUAAUACAUUUUCAAAAAGGUCUAAAAACCCGUUUUUGCUUUGUCAUUAUGAGGUAUUGUGUGUAGUUUGAUGAGGGAUUUAUUAUUUUUUAAAAUCAAUUUUAGAAUAAGGCUGUAACUUAACACAAUUUUGAAAAAGUCAAGGGGUCUGAAUACUUUCCGAAUGCACUGUCACUACACUGAAAAAAAAUAUAAACGCAACAUGUAAAGUGUUGGUCCCAUGUUUCAUGAACUGAAAUAAAAGAUCCCAGAAUUGUUCCAUACACACAAAAGGCUUAUGUCUCAAAUUUUGUGCACAAAUUUGUUUACAUCCCUGUUAGUGUUGCCAAGAUAAUCCAUCCACCUGACAGGUGUGGCAUAUCAAGAAGCUGAUUAAACAGCAUGAUCAUUAUUACACAGGUGCACCUUGUGCUGGGGACAAUAAAAGGUCACUCUAAAAUGUGCAGUUUGGUCACACAACACAAUGCCACAGAUGUCUCAAGUUUUGAGGGAGCAUGCAAUUGGCAUGUUGACUGCAGGAAUGUCCACCAUAGCUGUUGCCAGAUAAUUAAAUGUUAAUUUCUCUACCAUAAGCUGCCUCCAAUGUCGUUUUAGAGAAUUUGGCAGUAUGUCCAACAGGCCUCACAACCACAGACGACGUGUAUGGCGUCGUGUGGGACAGCAGUUUGCUGAUGUCAACGUUGUGAACAGAGUGCCCAAUGGUGGUGGUGGGGUUAUGUUAUGGGCAUGCAUAAGCUACAGACAAAGAACACAAUUGCAUUUUAUCGAUGCCAAUACCGUGACGAGAUCCUGAGGCCCAUUGUUAUGCCAUUCAUCCGCUGCCAUCACCUCAUGUUUCAGCAUCAUAAUGCACGGCCCAUGUCGCAAGAAUCUGUAGACAAUUCUGAAAACGUCACAGUUCUUCCAUGGCCUGCAUACUUACCAGACAUGUCACCCAUUGAGCGUGUUCCAGUUCCCGCCAAUAUCCAGCAACUUUGCACAGCCAUUGAAGAGGAGUGGGAUAACAUUCCACAAGCCACAAUCAACAGCCUGAUCAACUCUAUGCGAAGGAGAUGUGUCGCGCUGCAUGAGGCAAAUGGUGGUCACACCAGAUACUGAUUUUUUUUUUAAAGGUAUCUGUGACCAACAGAUGCAUAUCUGUAUUCCCAGUCAUGUAAAAUCCAUAGAUUUGGGCCUCAUUAAUUUAUUUCAAUUGACUGAUUUCCUUAUAUAAUCUGUAAAAAAAAAAAUAUGUUGCAUGUUGCGUUUAUAUUUUUGUUCAGUAUAGAACCCUACACUAGAAAGCAGUACUUGCUGCAGGUAUAUCCUGAUUAGGGUUGCAAAAUUCCGGUAACUUUCCUCCCUGUUUUUCCAGAAAUCCUGGUGGGAGGAUUCCCAGAGGUCCUCCUUAUUUCUUCUUAAUUCCAGGAAUCUUCCAAGCAGGAGUUCCUGGAAAACCGGGGAAUUUUGGGAAAGUUACCGGAAUUUUGCAACCCUGUCUUUCUUUACCUGUUUUCCAGGAGGACCAUGGCUGCCAUAUCCUCUAUGUGGAUCCAUGUCAUCCCAGUGAGAUUGAUAUAGUGGGUGACCCAGAGCAGUCUUGUGAAGCUGCACCAGAGAAUGAAGCUGGAAACAAGAUGGAGGAGGGUGCCAUAACCAGCAUAUACUCAGAUGUCCCAGCUCCUCAUGUAUACUACAACCAGCGCCUGAGCAAGACCCCUCCAGGACACUCCACCAUCUCCUUUCCUCACACAACGGGGUCUCCAUCCUCUCCAAGCUCAGGCACAGCAAUCCAGAACCCCUCAUACAACCUAGCAGUACAGACUGUUUUAGAUAUG